Molecule: messenger RNA, 2598 nt
Organism: Cydia amplana
Lineage: Eukaryota; Metazoa; Arthropoda; Insecta; Lepidoptera; Tortricidae
Product: protein zer-1 homolog
Exons: 8
Coding region: 247-2532 (761 amino acids)
Cellular component (GO): Cul2-RING ubiquitin ligase complex
Molecular function (GO): protein binding
Source: RefSeq, a predicted model, not a curated record
AGUCCCCAGGUCUAAAAUAUUAGAUUGGUUUUCUUGUUGCGUCGCGAUUUUAUUUGUGGUCGAGUAAAUAUUACAUCCGUGAAGUAAUUGUUUAAAUUUUACUACAAGUAAGUUGUUCUUUAUAUUACUCAACAAAUUGUAGAAACCUUUGUUGCGAAGGGAAACGCAACGAUGGCACUGCGAGCUCAUUUCUCCGUUUCCUAAAGUAUAUCCUCACCAAUCAUAAUAUAAUACAACACAGUCAAGAUGAUGUCGUCGGGGCAGGAGUUGUUUUCUUUGUACGACAGCUCACCUGAUACGCUGUUCGACAUUAGUAUGAAUUACAUCGUUAAUAAUCUAAAUAUAAUUACGACAUUGGAUCCGAACACUCGAUGGCGUAAGUUGAAAGACGAUGUGAUUCUACCUUCAGAGAUUUGUGAAAAGUUCUUGGAGGCAUACCAGAAGAGCAACAGAGUAAGUGAUAGCAUAGCGAACAUAUUCCGUGACCGAACACGCACCAGGUUGUCCGUGGUGAGACUUCGCAACUCGCGCAUUACGGACGAGGGGUUCCGCUGCCUCAUGGAGCACAAGCCCUUCGAGCUCGAAGUUGUCCAGUGCGAGUACCUUAGCCCCAGCUCCCUGGACAUCAUAAACAGCAACAGUCAAAACCUAGUCUCUCUAAAAGUGGGGCCUCUGACGUAUGUUCUCUCACAAGACGAAACUCUCUUCCGACAGAGGGGAUAUAUAAUCGAUGCGCCUAAUUUGAGACGGCUCACCCGCCGAGGACUUGCAGUGUUUCCACUACUGCUUUUAAAGUCACUGACUAAUCUAACACACUUAGACUUGUCUAAGACCACUUCGUCAAGCACCAUUUGGGUUUUAAAAGAUUUGAAAAACCUGAGAUCUUUGAUUUUGCACAGUGUGCACUGGACAAAGGAUGUUAUCGAUUGGAUAGCCACCUUGCAUACUUUGAGACAUUUGGAUAUCUCGCAGUCCAAUGAUAGGCAUGGGAAAUAUUUCAAACCAAAUGAUGUUUUGGCUAAACUUAUAAAUAAUCUUACGCUUUUGGAAUCCUUGGAUAUAUCAGGGACUAAUCUCGCUGGUUCUGGGGCGGCAGCAGUAUCCAACAGUGAAGGUACUUCAGAUAUUGACCAAGUGAGGUGUGAUAUACCUGGCUUAGCUGCCCGUGUCAACAGGCCACUGGAGUUUCUGGGCCUGUAUGGGACACACCAUGGAGCUUGCAAAAGGCAUGACAUUCCUGCCAAAGUGAUAACGGGUGAUGCUAAUGUGGAACAAAUCUUGACUGCUGCAGCAGCAUACAUGGAAAGGCCAGCUAUUCUUACACGUGUCCUCAAUGACCUUUACUAUUUGUUCCGCUAUGAGAACAAUGCUUACAUAGGCCGAGCACUAGCAGUGGUCCUAGAUGCAAUGGAUCAACAUGUUUCAGAAAAGCAUAUACAGAUAUCUGGCAGUGCAACACUUUUCUACAUAGUCAAAGGGAAAGAAAAAGGUCGUAUAGGAAUCAGGCUAAAAAAGCGAAUAAUCACUGCUCUCUUAGAUGGAAUGGAGGCUCACCUUGGCGAUGACACAAUGAUGAGGAAUGGGUGCCUCACAUUAUGCCAGUUCAAAAUACCAACAGAUGUUCUGUUUGAAUACGAGCGGGUAGUGCAAAUCCUGCUGAAUGGAGUGGCUGACGUGAACCAGGAGGGUUUCGUGCAGCGCAUAGCGAUAUACCUCCUCAACUCGCUCGCUUGCCAGGUCGACGGCACCCAGAAGCAGUUCCUGGGCAACCAUGGCGCGAUAGGGAAAAUGUUGAACCUGAUCGCCGAUCGGCUGGAGCGGCGGCUGUGCGACGACGUGCUGGAGGUGGCGUGGUCCACCAUGUGGAACGUCACCGACGAGACGCCGCAGAACUGCCGGCGCUUCCUCGACAACCGCGGCAUGGAGUUCUUCCUCGCCUGUCUGAAGAGCUUUCCAGACAAGGAGGAGUUGUUGCGCAACAUGAUGGGCCUGCUGGGCAACGUGGCCGAGGUGGCAGAGCUGCGCCCGCAGCUCAUGAACAAGCUGUUCCUGUCCGUGUUCUACGAGCUGCUCGAGUCCUCCAGCGAUGGUAUCGAGGUGAGCUACAACGCGGCGGGCGUGCUGGCGCACAUGGCGUCGGACGGCCCCGCGGCGUGGACUGUGGAGGAGCCCGAGCGCGAGGCGGUGCUGGCGCGCGUGGCGGCCGCGGUCGAGCGCUGGGACCUGCACGCCGAGCGCAACAUCAACUACCGCUCCUUCGAGCCCAUCCUCAGCCUGCUGCACGCGCACCACACGCCGCAGUGCCAACACUGGGCCGUCUGGGCGCUCGCCAACCUCACCACCGUCUACCCUGACAAGUACUGCGGCUUGGUGGAAGCAGAGGGCGGGCUCAAGCUGCUGGUGGACCUGCUAAACCACCCCUCGCCUUACGAGCUCAUCAAGGACCUCGCCUGCACCGUCAUCGGGAACUGCGCGCGCUACGCCAACCGCGCCACGCCCCCGCUGCCCGUCCCGCUCUCCCCGGACAAUUAACUAACGGAGUACUUCGAGGACAUCAGUCCUCGGGUGGACGAUUAGCCCCGUGCGAACAAUUAAGGU